This is a messenger RNA of Mercenaria mercenaria, 2028 nucleotides long. RefSeq lists its product as uncharacterized. The transcript is spliced from 8 exons. The coding region runs from base 1 to 1875 and encodes 624 amino acids. The record is from RefSeq and is a predicted model, not a curated record. NCBI's taxonomy places the organism in Eukaryota, Metazoa, Mollusca, Bivalvia, Venerida, Veneridae.
AUGGGGAAACUGGUGAAGUUAGAAAACCCUGCAGAUGGGCAACCAUACCACAUCAAUAAUAACAUUGACAAUAACAAACAAACAAACAAACACCAUCUGUUCCUCUGUAAAUUCCAUUGUGAAAAUGACGAAUGUGACAUCGGAAAAUUGGCGCUGCAGUUUGAAAAUCCUGGAGAUGAGGUAACUGGUGGUCUCUAUCUGCAGUUUGAAAACCAUGCAGAUGAGGUAACUGGUUGUCUUUAUUCGAAGUUAGAAAACCCUGCUGAUGGGAAAACUGGUGGUCUUUAUUUGAAGGUUGAAAACCCUGCAGAUGGGUUUGAAAACCAUGCAGAUGAGAUAACUGGUGGUCUUUAUUUGAAGGUUGAAAACCCUGCAGAUGAGAUAACUGGUGCUCUUUAUUUGAUGUUUGAAAACCCUGCAGAUGAGAUAACUGGUGGUCUUUAUUUGAAGGUUGAAAACCCUGCAGAUGGGUUUGAAAACCAUGCAGAUGAGAUAACUGGUGGUCUUUAUUUGAAGGUUGAAAACCCUGCAGAUGAGGUAACUGGUGGUCUUUAUUUGAAGGUUGAAAACCCUGCAGAUGAGAUAACUGGUGGUCUUUAUUUGAAGGUUGAAAACCCUGCAGAUGGGUUUGAAAACCCUACAGAUGGAUUAACUGGUGGUCUUUAUUUGCAGUUUGAAAACCCUGCAGAUGAGAUAACUGGUGGUCUUUAUUUGCAGUUUGAAAACCCUGCAGAUGGGUUUGAACACCCUGCAGAUGGGCUUACUAGUGGUAUUUAUUUGAAGUUUGAAAAUCCUGCAGAUGGGGAUUAUAGAAAAAGUGAAUUAGAUAGGUCUUGUAAAGAAGACCUGGAGAGAAGUUUUACUGAACAUGUUGAUUUCGCAGAAGAAGUAAUAGAGACUGAGACAUUCACAGCAACACCUCUAUUUGAAGAUGAAUUCACUGUAAAAAACUGUAUGACCCAGACUGAUGAGACACCAAUGUUCUCAAUUGAGAGAUUUUCUUCCAACAAUGAACUGAUACAUUUUUAUACAGGUCUGGAGUCAUAUGCUAAAUUUAUGUUUGUGUUGAAUUCUUUGGGACCUGCAGCAUACUGUUUGAAAUACAUAUAUUUUCAAAUAAGUGGUAUAUCUGUUGAAAACCAACUGUUUAUGACUUUGAUGAAGUUAAGGCGAUAUUCAACAAACUUUGAACUGUCAACUUUUUUCUCAGUGUCUGAAUCAAGUGUGAAAAAUAUUGUUUACACAUGGAUUAUAUUUAUGUCAAAACAGUGGAGGGAAGCCAAUAUAUGGCCAAGUCAGAAUCUGGUGAGGUAUUUUAUGCCGUCGGAUUUUAAAUUAAAAUUUCCAAAGACGAGAAUCAUAAUUGAUGGAACUGAAUGCCCAAUUAAAAAACCUAAAGCACCUAGAGCUCAGCAGUCUACAUAUUCAACAUACAAGAACAGAAACACUAUUAAAGUUCUUGUUGGCACAACACCUGGUGGAUUAGUAAACUAUAUUUCUGAAGCUUAUGGAGGGUCUACCAGUGACAGACAAAUUGUUGAAAGGUGUAAAAUUGUAAAUGCCUGUGACCCCGGGGAUAGUGUAAUGGCCGAUAAAGGUUUUAACGUUCAGGAUUUGUUUGCGACAGCAAAUGUACGAGUUAAUGUACCAACGUUCUUCAAAAAGAAAAAUAGAAUGUCUGGGAAAAUAGUUGUUAAUGACAGGAAAAUAUCCAGUAAAAGGGUACAUAUUGAAAGAAUUAUUGGACUAGGAAAAACUUACAAGAUCUUGACAUGUCCUUUAACGGGCACGGAAACAAAGUUGUCAUCACAUAUAACUUAUGUCUGUUUUAUGUUGUGUAACUUCAAGACGUGUAUAGUUCCAAAACAUGCUUAGCACAUAGAGUACGACAUAGUUUCUGUUGACAGUUGUUGAUGUCAAAGAAAACACAACACUUUGAUAUAAUAAAUAUGUAUAUAUUGAAUACUUUCUGCAUAUUAUCAAACAAGAGAUUAAAAACAAGUAAAAUAAAUCAAUUUCAAAACUUCA